AUGGAGGACGAAGACUACGUGGAACGGCAGGGCAAGCGGCUAACCAAGCGGCAAAAGCUAAUGGAGCACCUCAACAAGCUGCCCGUGAAAUCGCCACAAGCCAUGAUCGCCCAACUGGCUGGAGCGCGCGAGGAGCAACUCUUCGCCAUUCCUCCAAGCGACAUCAAAGAGGCCGACUUUCGCAUGCGCUAUGGCUUGAUCGAGAUCAAGCAUUACACGCCCUCGUACGACCGGUUUGCUGCCGUGGAGAUGUCAGGCGAAACUCUUCACUGCGUCAACAAGCUCAUCGCCAACGAUGUCGCCUACUCGACUGCGUUCCAAGGUGAUUGCAAAGGAGAGAUGCAGGUCGCACCGAUACUGGACAGGAUGCUACGGAACCUUGGCCGCUUUACAAGGCCCCGGGAACUUGAAAAGGAGCCGGCUUACGGCCAAUCACCAGACCCGUCAUCGCCAUCUGACAAAAAAGCGGACUUUGUGCUCCAGUAUGAGGCUGACAAGGAAGAUCUCAAGUCCCAGGUGGUCCAGGUUGACGAGGAAAACCUUCCCAACUCUCAGUCUUCGGACUCUUCAGCAGAUUACCCGCUGAUAAAACCUCAGUCCGCGAGCAAUUCUUCUCCGAGGCACCAUUCAGAUUGUAAGAUGUACGUGUACACUAAUCGCUACACGCUUCGUGGACUGCGGCUCAAAGUGACGGUGGAUUUCAAACGCGACGCGGGCGUCGAGGAUCUCUACCAGCCAGCUAUGUACACCAUACAGGAACUGGUGGAGACAGCGGCGCGUCCGAAGAGCUACAGACCGCCAGUGACCAUCAUGGCCGGUGACAAGGAUGACUGGUAUUACGGAAUCCUGGAAAUAGAUGGUUUUGUUUGGGUGGAAAACCAUCAGAUUGAUCAGGCCAGCUUGCAAGAGUUCCCGGAAGAAAAGAUGGAGGUGAAUCCGAAGAAAUUCACUCCAAGCUUCACGCGUGCCGAAUUACAGAACAACUUCGAAACGUGGAAGAAGGACUUCGCUAAGAUCAAGAUGAGAAUCCCCAAUGGUCUUCACCCGGUUGGCCGCUUCUUCAUCAGGACGGUGCAAGGGUAUAACAAGAUGCCUACCCUUGGCGGUGAAGCGGAGCUUGCCAGGGGGCAAAAGAGGUUCUACGAUGGCAUGCUCAAGACUCUUGUUGGUCGUCAAGUCACCAACUGGAGUCCCCAGGAUGCGCUCAAUGCGUGGAACGCACGCAAGUGCCUCCUCGAGAUCACUUAGGUGCGCCAGCCGACAGUAAACACUAGAAAUGACACUAGAAAUGUCGGUGUUUUCAGGUUUUCCAAUUUUUGAUAGUAUAUGUAAAAAAAAAAUUCGCUACUAUCCGAUGGAAUAUAGUUUGCUACCUUGGUUCAACAUGCCA
Messenger RNA from Selaginella moellendorffii, 1390 nucleotides. RefSeq lists its product as uncharacterized. The transcript is spliced from 6 exons. Bases 1 to 1248 code for a protein of 415 amino acids. The record is from RefSeq and is a predicted model, not a curated record. NCBI's taxonomy places the organism in Eukaryota, Viridiplantae, Streptophyta, Lycopodiopsida, Selaginellales, Selaginellaceae.